GGAAGUGAACACACCUGUGAGCACCAUGUGUCUGACGCUUCGCUGCUGUUUCGCUUGCAGAUCCUGCAGAGCACCAGAUUUUUCAAAGGAUCUCUCAGACUGUUGGUCUCGUCUCUCCUCUCGGAUAAUGAUGCUGACAGAGACGGAAGGCUUCAGGUGGAACUUUCUUCCAGGGUUUAACUUCAGGAGAAACCCCAGACGUCAGGCAGAUGUCAACACCACCACCACCACCACCACCACCACCACCGAUGGACACCAGUCACCGAGCGAACAGAUUCCCCAAACUGUGAUCGUCACUUUUGAACAGAUGCUUGAGGUAAAACAUUUGUGUGAAGCCGGCCAGCUCCUGAUACAGAGAGAGGAAUGUCUGUUUGGGGAUAUAAGGGAGGAGGAGGAGGAGGAGGAGGAGGCACUGACUCAUCAUGAAGAAGAAGUGAAGAAGCUUGCUACAGACCGCAGGGCCCUGGAGGACCUCGUACUGCAGACUCUCAGACUAUCUCUCAGCCUGGGCGAGGUCAGUUUGGAGGUUCUGACGUCUGCUGUGAAGGCCGUGAAGCAGGAGGAUGACCAGGACCAGCUGUGGACACAGAGAGAUUGGACCCCUCCGGCCUGGAGGCCUAGUGGCUGGAAGAAACUCCACGACUCAACGCUUUGCAACUUGGUAGAGGAGCGUAUGGAUAUGGACAACCCCCUGACGCCCCCUGCUGACCAGGUGGACCAGUCUACGAUCCAGGCAGACAUCCACAGCAUGGGUAGGCGGCUGAAGGAGGACCUGCUGUUUGUGGUGGACGUGGUGAAGAGCUGCUACCCUCCUCAGCUGGACAUCUGUAAUUUAUACGGCAGCUUGUACCACCAGACUCUGAGCGCAAGACUCAGGAAGAUUGCAGACUUUGGUCUGGAGGACAAGGACUGCACUUUCCUCCUGCGCUGGGUCAACGAGUAUUAUCCACAAAUCCUGCAGAAACCAGAGCUGGUCAGUGAGAUUGAUGUUGAAGCAUUGGGAAAGCUGCUGCCUGAACAGUUAUUGAAACCUCUGGAGGAUCAAUACCUGAACAAACAACAGGAAGAGCUGAUGAAGUACAUCGGACACGUCCUGGAGGAAGCAAAGCAAAAGUGGAACAACGGAGAGGAACCGACGAGAGAGGAAGGCUGCUUUGUCAGUCAUGUGGCCUAUGACAUCAUUCAGCUCAUCAACGGUAUGGUGACUUCAGCUGAAAAAGUUGUUGGAGAUCUGCAUAAGGCUCAAAACUUAACGAGUGAACUGGAAGAUUUAAUGCAGAGAUUCAAGAUUUUCCAAAAUGAUGUCAUCAAGCAAAACAAACCCAACAGCCAGCCGAUCAUCAAAGCGAACCUCGGCUGUUUUGAACAGUUCAGGGAUGUCCUCGAGAAGAAGAGCCAUCUGUUGAAAAAGGACGUGCAGAAAAACUGUUUGGAUGUUUUGGCAGACAUGGAACAAUCUGCUCACACAUAUUUAUUAAAACCUGUGCACGAAGCACUCAAGCCUCAGUACCGUAAACUGGGAACCAGUGACUGGCUGAAUAAGCCUCUGUUUGAGAAGCUGCUGGUCAGCAUUGAAAACGAGCUUCAGGGUCUUCAGGGUUCGAUUGUAUCCUCUCACCAGAAGCUGGUUGGUCAGCUGCACCUUGAGGUGACUGCAGAGUAUGUGAGGAGGCUCCUGAAUGGACAAGUCAGACUUAAGGACAAAGAGCGACAGCUGAAGGCCUACAUGACCGUGAAGGAAGAUGCAGAGAAUCUGCACAGUUUAUUUGUCAAAAUGGGAUCAGACCAAGACUGGUUGAUGCAAAUCUUGAUCAAGAUUGCAGAAGUGCUCAAACUCCAAGACCUCCCUGCUAUUCAGAUGCAAGUAGCAUCACUGGGAACUGCUUAUCCUGAUCUCAGUGAAAAACAUGUGUCAGCAUUGCUCAAACUCAAGACCAACCUCUCCAAAGUUGACAGGAGAACCGUCAAAGAAACUCUGUCAGACACAUUAAGGGAAACAGGAAGUGUCGACCUUUCUUGUCCGUUUUUCGUCAGAGUUCAUCUGAAAUGAACUCCAGAAAAUCAUUCUGUUGUUGUCAUUUAAAAACCGUCUGAAUGUCAGGUUGUACAGUAACCCUAAUCUAAGUGUGAUGAGUUGGACAGGAUAUUGAGUGACUGUAAAAUGAUGGGAUUUGUUUUUAGUUACCGUAUGAAUGUAUUAGUUCAUAUUAUUGCCAUAAACAUUUUAUUGCUCAGAAAUGUCAGUGUAUUUUUUGUUUAAAAGGACCAGUUCAGUUAUUUUUCUCAGAGUGUAGCCUACAUAGUUUAUAUCAAAUCAGUUUAUUUUCAUAGUGUGUAUAUUUUGUAUAUUUUGCAUCACAUUUGCAAUAAAAGGAGAGGUCAAGAUUUCAUUUUUAAAA
Molecule: messenger RNA, 2399 nt
Organism: Epinephelus lanceolatus (giant grouper)
Lineage: Eukaryota; Metazoa; Chordata; Actinopteri; Perciformes; Serranidae
Gene: tnfaip2b
Product: tumor necrosis factor, alpha-induced protein 2b
Biological process (GO): exocyst localization; exocytosis
Cellular component (GO): exocyst
Molecular function (GO): SNARE binding
Source: RefSeq, a predicted model, not a curated record